Molecule: messenger RNA, 5376 nt
Organism: Diorhabda sublineata
Lineage: Eukaryota; Metazoa; Arthropoda; Insecta; Coleoptera; Chrysomelidae
Gene: lqfR
Product: clathrin interactor 1
Exons: 6
Coding region: 138-4157 (1339 amino acids)
Biological process (GO): endocytosis
Cellular component (GO): endosome; plasma membrane; clathrin vesicle coat
Molecular function (GO): clathrin binding; phospholipid binding
Source: RefSeq, a predicted model, not a curated record
GUCAAAUUGACCUGUCAUGCCAAAUAUUUGUAUCAUGGCCGACUUCUGGCCAAGUCACCUUUUUUGCGAAUAGAAAGUUUGUAUAUUAUAUAUAAUUUUUAACUGUAGUACAAUUGUUUAAAUCUACUUCCAACAAGAUGGAAAAUUUAUUUUCGGGAAUGUGGAAAGUUCGCGAGUUAGCCGAUAAAGUUACUAAUGUAGUUAUGAAUUAUACUGAAGUUGAAGCUAAAGUUCGUGAGGCUACAAAUGAAGAACCUUGGGGACCCACUGGACAAAUAAUGCAAGAAUUAGCUCAUUCCACAUUCACGUACGAACAUUUUCCAGAAGUAAUGUCAAUGCUUUGGAAAAGAAUGCUUCAAGAUAACAAACAACAUUGGAGGAGAACUUAUAAAUCAUUACUUGUUUUGAAUUAUUUGAUCAAGAAUGGAUCAGAGCGUGUGGUUACAUCAGCUAGAGAACAUAUAUAUGAUUUGAGAUCUUUGGAAAACUAUACGUACAUUGAUGAUGUUGGGAAAGAUCAAGGUGUUAAUAUUAGACAUAAAGUAAAAGAGCUUAUUGAUUUCGUUCAAGAUGAUGAUCGUUUGAGGGAAGAAAGGAAAAAGGCGAAAAAGAAUAAAGACAAAUUCAUUGGUAUGAGCUCUGAUACGUUCGGAUCAAGAUUUGGUGGUACAGGACAUGACACUUGGGACGAUCGACCCUACUCGAAAGAAUACGACGAAUGGGAUGACACCUCAAACUCUACAAAUCGUUAUAGAGAUAAAUCCUUCGAAGAAGAUAAUGAUUUGGAAAAAGAUGAUAGUGAUCCCGAAACUAGAAAUAAUAGUUACAAUAAUAAUUUUAAAAAAUUCGAAGAUACAGAACAACCACAAAGUCCCGUGCAUAUGGAUAAACGCGUUAAUAUCAAUAUAAAUACAUCAUUGAACAGUUCACCUAAAAAACCGAAUAAACCUUUGAAAAAAGUCGAUUUGGGUGCUGCGGCCAAUUUUGGAAGAGAUGCCAGUCAAAGUCCUGUACCAUCUACGGGUAGUAAUUUGCUAAAUGAUGAUUUCAACCCUAGAGCAGUAGAAUCAUCUAUUGAUGUCAAGGCCCCAACUGAAUUCGGAGAUUUCGAGACUGCAUUCGGAGAUACCUCUAAUAUGACUCAACAAAAAGAAACCAAUUUCGCCGAUUUUAAUUCAGCUUUUUCCCAAUCCCAAAACAAUACAUCACAAUACUCAAAUCUAUUAGGUUCUACACCGAAUGUGGUUCCUAACGUUAUUCCUCCAACUAAUUUUCUAAUUACCAACCCUACACAGGAUAAUUUAUUAGGAGGAUCUACUACCAAUAUUGGAGGCGCUGUUUUAGGUGGUAGUUUCCCCCAGAAGAGCAAUAGUGACUUAUUAGGUGAUAUUGACUUUGGAUCUUUGAGUUUGCAGCCUCAAUCACAAAAUAAUGAUAAUUUUGGAUUUCUUGGAAACUCCAAUAAUGAUUUGAUAAGUGGAGAUACCAAGAAAUACCCGGUUUCUCAAAAAAGUACAAUGAAGAAACGAAUAGAGAAGGAUCUUGUUAAAUUACUUACCAAUUUUGUUAUUCGAGUUGAACGAAUUGAGAAAAUCAAAUCACAGGAUGAAGUGGAAGAUAUUUUACAGGAAAUCGAAAGGAUAGUUUUCUUAUUACCAGGACCUUUAACGGUGCAAAAACUGAUAGGAAUUGAUGAUGAUUCUUAUAGUGAAAUCGUCGAAGGUCCUUAUGUGUUUUUUUUGGAAACUUUAAUUACUUAUUUCGACGAAAAUUUCCCUUUUAGGGAUAAUUAUAUAUAUGAAACUAUUGAGAAGUUGUUAUGUGUAGAAAAUUAUUUUUUUUUUAAUUUAAAUCUGAGCGUUUUUGUUAAAUUUUUAGUUUCGGAUAAAAAAGAAAUUAUAGUGAAAUUAUUGGAGAUAGUUUUAAAUUCUGAAGGGGUUUUUUCUUAUUUUUUUUAUUAUUGUUUAAACUUCAAUGAAAUGAAUUUUGAAAAUUGGGAACAAAAUUUAAAUAUUUUGAUAACGUUACCGAAUAGGGUUUCUAAUUGUUUAAAAGGGAAUAUUACAAAUUUUUUUACUACAAAAUCUUAUACUAAUUUUUUGAUUACAAAUUUUUUAAAAAUUAUUGAAUUUAUUACAGAAGUUAUCAAUAAACAAUUGUUAUUGGCUGAUUUUAUAACUUUUGAAAAUAUUUCUUUAUUAUUACAAAAAAUAGUUAUAGAUUACAAUCAAAGGGGUGAAUCUGAAAGUAUUAAAUUAUUAAUUGAAAUAGUUGCAUUAUUAACUAAUACAUUUUCCUUAAAAACGAAAUUAUAUCAAAAAAUAAUAACCACAAUUUUUUCAAAUAUGGAAAGUACUGCUGUUAAUAUAUUAGCAAAAAUGAUUCUAAUAAAUUUAGAUUCUAAAAAAUAUUCAGUUACAAAAAUUUUUGGUAAACAAUUAAUAGAAAAUGACACUUGGAAAUUUAUUUUAUGUACAAAACUACCUUUAUUAACAAAUUUCGAUAAUAAUUACACAAAUUUAAUACUUAACACUACUAUUUAUCUAUCCAGUACUAAUCAUCAUCUUACGAUUAAAUUAUUAUUAGAUUUAUUAACAGUUUGGUCAAAUAGAUCUUCUAUAAGGCAAACUAGUAUGGAGCAACAACUUUUUAUAGCAAGGUUUAUCUUAUAUCUUCUAAAUUCCAUUAAAAACGUACAUUUAAAUAAAAAUCAAGUUUCCAAAAUUAAAGAAAAAACUUUUACUGGUAUACAAGUCCAUUUGGAAUCUAAUAUACCUGUUAUAAGAGCCUCCGGUAUGAAAAUAGGGGAAAUAAUAUUAAAUUACAUACAUAAGGAAAGUGAAUCAUCCCCUGAUACUGAAUUAAAAUUUAAUUAUGAUAAUUUAAAUGAAGAAAGUCAAUCAAUUGUUUAUAAUUUACAAAAAAUUUGGGAUAAGGAUUUACAAGAUUAUUACAAAUUAAAACACAUUGAAAAUAAUAUUCAGGAAGUUUUGAAAAAAUUAUUAGAAAAAAAUACUGAAGAAGUGGAGUAUAUUCCUCCGAAACGAGUAUUUAGAACCCUUAAAAACGAAGUUACUUUAUCAGAGUAUAAAAAUACAGAUAAAAUGAAAAUAAUAACAAGUACAGAUUUUGAUUCCGAUGACGAUUUACAACCUUACGAUGUUUCUAAUGAUACUAAAAUCACUAAUAAAAAUCCCCCUUGUUACCUGAGGGAUUUAAAACAAAUGUUACUGGAAACCGAUGAUGUGGAUGUAUUCACCAUUAGUUUGGAAACCUGUGAGAAAAUUAUAAUGUCUCAACUCCCUGAUGAUGAUGCCAGUAUGGGGUUAGAAAUUUUGGAGAUUUUGGUAUCACUAGAACCGAAAUUUUACGUUGAAAACUACGACGAUUUGGUUUUUAAUAGUAGCGUUGCUAUAACUACUGUAUACCCGAUUUGUUAUACUGAAUAUUUGUGUAGACAAAUCCAUUCGGAUGUGGGGACUUUUUCAGUGUCGAAACGUGUUUUUAUGUUGAAUAUUUUGAGGCAAGCGGCUAGGAAUCUUUCGGUUAUUAAAAAAGAAACCGAACCAAAGAGUAAUAAAACUAAAAGGGAAAUUGAUAUAGAAAGCGUAGAGGAAAUUAUAAAAAAAAGAUUGGAAAGUAAAACUAGAUAUUUUACUAAAUACAAACCAGUCAUAAAAGAACAAGUUAACAAAUUUUCCGAAGUGGCGAGGUAUUUCUUCUUCCCUCUUCUAUUCGGUUACAAUAAAAAUAAAAUGCUUUGUCAAGAUUCUCAAAAUGAUAGCGAUUACAUUUUUCUCAUACAUUUCAUCGAUACGUUAUCAAUUUUGAUGUAUUCGUCUCAAAAUUGUCCAGUAGCCCCACGAAUGGCUAAAGAAAUUUUCCAUUUUUCUUGGUUCUUGAGAUUCCAUAAGGAAACUAAAGUGCGCAUGGCUGUUUUGAGUUUAAUAACUUCCGCUGUUGUAAGCGUUAAUAAAAAUAUUCUGAUACAAGAUUUUCUUACCGAACUCUUUGAAAUAAGAUUGUGGUUAUCGGAUUUGUUGAGCCCUAAUGUUAGUAAAGGGGAACCUAAUUCUGAGUGUAGAAAUUUGGCUGCUUAUGCUAUUAUUCUCAUAGAGGGUGUUCUUAAACUUGACAUCAAUCCAGAUAACAAUUGAUAGUUUGGUUUAAACAGAUUGAUGGGCUUACAGUUCAUCAAAGCCUGUCCCAGCCGCAGUCCCUUAAACAACUCAAGUAAAUCCACUUCAAUAUUGGUUCUGCUCUUUGGUAGAGCGUUUAGACUCUAUCUGUUGCUAACCCACUUCUAUUCAUAGUUAAUUGUUGAGAUAGGCGCCUUAGAUUCCAGUACUUCAUUAGUAUUAGUACCGAGACUGAAAGUAGUAGUUCUGGUAUUCCUGCUUCCUUAAACAAUUUCAGUUUGAGUUUUGGACUUCGUAAUAGUGUUUAGGCCCUAUUUGUUACUACCUCGUUACCUUAUAUACCCUAGUGACUUGGUACCUAUAAUAGGAUAGCAAACGUCAGGCUAAUACUGAUUUUUUAGUACUUUAUUGAUAGUAUGAGUUCUGAGACUGAAACUAGUAGUUUUUUGUAUUCUUGUUCCCUUAAACAACUUCAAGACAUCAACAUCAAUUUGGAUUCUGGUCUCUAUUUGUUGCUGUUUUACUUUCUUCUAUUCUAGUACAUAAAAAACAUUCUUAUUAUUCUAGUACUUUAUUUCUGAUCCUUUUUAAGACAUACAUUUUGGGUAAGUCUUCAUGCUCCGGGUAUCUCCACCCUCUGUAGUGCUUUGCAUUAUUUUUCCAUUAGUUUGAGUUUUUUAUGUGCCUAUUUAGGGGAUGAUAUCCUGGUAGAACACCUAUAAAAAUUCUUAAUGCCGGAUUAUGUUAUGAUAAUUCAUUAUUCAGAUAUAUAUUGGUUAUAGCUCACUAAAACUUUCUUCUGAGCCUUACUAUAUUAUCCUAGUAGUCAAAUCUAUUUUUUUGUAUCAGGUUCCACAAGAGCGUUUUUUUUAUUUUUAUAUUGUCACUAAUAUUGUAUGGGGUUCCACAAAAAGGGCGAUUAGGCACUAUUCUUUGUUCAUUUUUCAUUUCCUUCUACAUCCGAAUGACCUAGUACCCGAAUUUUGUUUAAAAAUAGAGUUUUAUAUAUGAAAAAUGACAUGAAUUGGUUUUUUUUCUCAAUAUAGAAGGUCUAUUUGAUUUUUUUUGGUUCAGAUAAGGUUGUUUUCAAUAUUUUUGGAACCCACUAUUGAUUGUUUUAUCCUCGUUGUACUUUUUUUUCCAAAAAAACAGCUUAUAGUAUGAAGUUAAAUAGCGUAAUAUCCACUGGUUCACAAUUUGUAGGUUAACUGUUUAUUAAUAAACGUUUGUAUAAAAA